UUUCAUCAUCUUCUUCCUCCUUCACCUUCAAGCUUGCUCGAUUCUGUGCAGAUUUGAAAUGGUUUCAUUCAAGGUCUCUGUCGUCUCCACGUCGCCUAUUGAUGGCCAGAAACCUGGAACUUCUGGACUCCGUAAGAAGGUGAAAGUGUUCAAGCAACCGAAUUACUUAGAAAAUUUUGUUCAGGCGACUUUCAUUGCUCUUACUCCUGAGAAAGUGAAAGGUGCCACACUUGUGGUUUCUGGUGAUGGUCGCUAUUAUUCAGAGCAAGCUAUUCAGAUAAUAGUUAAGAUGGCAGCAGCUAAUGGUGUUAGACGUGUGUGGGUUGGUCAAAACAGUCUGCUAUCAACUCCUGCUGUGUCAGCUAUCAUUCGUGAAAGAGUAGGGGCUGAUGGAUCUAAAGCCACAGGAGCAUUUAUAUUAACAGCAAGUCAUAAUCCUGGUGGCCCAACUGAGGAUUUUGGAAUUAAAUACAACAUGGAAAAUGGUGGACCAGCUCCUGAAUCAAUCACUGAUAAGAUUUACGAGAACACAAAGACAAUCACGGAGUACCCAAUAGCAGAAGACCUACCCAGGGUUGAUAUUUCUACUAUUGGUAUAACCAGCUUUGAGGGACCUGAAGGAAAGUUUGACGUCGAAGUUUUUGAUUCUGCAGAUGACUAUGUUAAACUAAUGAAGUCAAUCUUCGACUUUGAGUCCAUCAAGAAGUUGCUAUCGUCUCCUAAAUUUACGUUCUGCUAUGAUGCAUUGCAUGGAGUGGCUGGAGCCUAUGCACACCGUAUCUUUGUCGAAGAGCUAGGUGCACAAGAAAGUUCAUUGUUGAACUGCGUACCCAAGGAGGACUUUGGAGGAGGUCAUCCUGAUCCCAAUCUUACCUAUGCUAAGGAGCUCGUGGCAAGGAUGGGAUUGAGUCAAACUGAUGAUUCUGGAGUCGAGCCUCCAGAGUUUGGCGCCGCUGCUGAUGGUGAUGCAGACAGAAACAUGAUACUUGGCAAAAGGUUUUUUGUAACUCCUUCGGAUUCUGUUGCCAUAAUUGCUGCAAAUGCUGUAGGAGCCAUACCAUACUUCAGCUCUGGUUUGAAAGGUGUGGCAAGGAGCAUGCCAACCUCAGCUGCCCUUGAUGUCGUUGCAAAAAACUUGGGUUUGAAGUUCUUUGAGGUUCCAACUGGCUGGAAAUUUUUUGGCAAUCUAAUGGAUGCUGGGAUGUGCUCUGUGUGCGGAGAAGAAAGUUUUGGAACCGGUUCGGAUCAUAUCCGUGAGAAAGAUGGGAUCUGGGCAGUUCUUGCUUGGCUGUCAAUUCUGGCUCACAAGAACAAGGAAACCCUUGAUGGGAAUGCGAAUCUGGUGAGAGUUGAAGACAUCGUCCGCCAGCACUGGGCUACUUAUGGCCGUCACUAUUACACUCGAUACGACUAUGAGAACGUAGACGCAGCUGCAGCUAAAGAACUCAUGGGACUCUUAGUUAAGUUGCAAUCUUCACUUCCUGAAGUCAACAAUAUCAUAAAGGGAAUUCACCCAGAGGUAGCAAAUGUUGCAAGCGCAGAUGAAUUCGAGUACAAAGAUCCAGUAGAUGGCUCUGUUUCUAAGCACCAAGGAAUCCGAUACUUGUUUGAGGAUGGAUCACGACUUGUGUUUCGUCUCUCCGGAACCGGCUCAGAAGGAGCGACAAUAAGGCUCUACAUUGAACAGUAUGAGAAGGACGCCUCAAAGAUUAGCCGAGAUUCUCAGGAUGCUCUCGCUCCUCUGGUUGAUGUGGCUUUGAAGCUGUCGAAAAUGCAAGAGUUCACCGGGCGAUCAUCCCCAACCGUCAUUACAUAAGACACAGCUUGCAGACGAUGCCGUCUCUAAUACAAUACUCUCUUAUUCCAACUUCUUCAAUUCUUUUAAAUUUGGGUUCUGCUUUUUCUUGUUAACUACUCGAAUGACACAUGUUAUCUUACAAAAUUAUAAUUUCUAUACAUAUAUGUUAAUGGAAAAUACAAAAA
Messenger RNA from Capsella rubella, 1983 nucleotides. RefSeq names its product probable phosphoglucomutase, cytoplasmic 2. Gene Ontology annotation, cellular component: cytosol. The record is from RefSeq and is a predicted model, not a curated record. Bases 59 to 1816 code for a protein of 585 amino acids. NCBI's taxonomy places the organism in Eukaryota, Viridiplantae, Streptophyta, Magnoliopsida, Brassicales, Brassicaceae. The transcript is spliced from 18 exons. Gene Ontology annotation, biological process: carbohydrate metabolic process. Gene Ontology annotation, molecular function: magnesium ion binding; phosphoglucomutase activity.